GCUGCGACCAGAGGAGGGCGCCACUACAGCCACCACCGGCUGACGGAGCCGAUACCGUCAGGGGUGUACGAGUGCGGUCCGUGGUGUGGCUGCGUCCGGGCGCGCUGUCAGAACCGGCUGGUCCAGAGGGGUAUCACAGUCCGCCUGCAGGUCUGUCAGACCGAUGGGCGUGGCUGGGGUGUCCGUUGCCGUGACGAUCUGGACCGCGGCACGUUCGUGUGCAUGUACGCAGGUGUGGUCCUGCAGAAGGUCCAGAAUCCCACUGAGGCUCUGCCCCCGAAGCUGACGAGGGCGGACCUCCCGUCAGACGAUGAGGUAGAGGUCGUCACCGAGUGGCUGGCCCCGCCCGUACUGGAGAGCCGCAACAGCCUGCUGGAGCCCCCCAAGUCCCCGCCCACCUCGCCGCCACUGCACGUACCCGUCAUCCAGAGGCCUGUAGACACCGCCGCUGCUGCGGCGCCUCAGGACAGAGACAAGACGGUGCUGGUCGGCGCUCCGCCGCCUCCAACUCGUGCCGCCGUCCCGUUAGGUGACAGCUCGCCUCACAACUCGACAUCCUGCCGUGCGGUGGUGGCGGCGGUCCACAGCGUGAAUGGCAGCGAGACGAAGAAGAGUUUAAAGAGAACGCUGAAGGUGGACGACGUUUACGUCCUGGACGCCAGUAAGGAGGGAAACGUCAGCCGCUUCAUCAACCACAGCUGCCGUCCGAACCUGUUCGUCCAGAACGUCUUCACCGACUGCCACGACCCCGCCUUCCCCGCCAUCGCCUUCUUCACCAGCAGGGCGGUGAAGGAU
This is a messenger RNA of Plectropomus leopardus (leopard coralgrouper), 795 nucleotides long. The record is from RefSeq and is a predicted model, not a curated record. Lineage: Eukaryota; Metazoa; Chordata; Actinopteri; Perciformes; Serranidae.